AUGGACCCUCGAGAUCUCGCUCCUGACGACGUCCUCCUCAACCAUAUCUUCCCCAAUCAACCUCACGUCUCCAUAGAUACUAUCUUCGUACAAACUUGGGACAAAUGCGUCUUCAAGGCCAGCUUUACAGAUGCCUGCAAGCCAGAUACCAGCAAGCCUCCUUCCUCGUAUUUAGUCCGCCUGGAGGUCGCAUUCGGGGACGAGGAAGCUAUACGAUUUGCCACCGUCUCGGCCAUGCAGCAGAUCGCCUCGUUUGCCAUUCAUAAACUCAUCCCAAAGACGUAUGAAACUGAUGUGGCCAACAAUGCCCAAGACAAACGAGUAUAUUUCAGUUUGACGGAGUUUGUCGAGGGGGAGACACUGGAAGACGUUUGGGAGCAGAUGAGUCACGAAAAUCAACGGUCCGUUGUGACUGAUCUGGUCGAAGCAUUGAGAAAAUUGCACUCUUUUAGGAUACGCGACUUCCUAGACCGAAUACAAUACUUCUUUGGCCAGAAUGUGUUACUUAGAGACCCGGGCACCCCAGGAGAGCACAUUCUUGGGGGAGCAGAGGUCAUGGGCGGGCCAAGCACGGGAUUCUUCGCUCCCAAGGACGGGCCAUCUCUUCUCUGCGCCAUCGCCAACAGGUGGGAGCUGAGUGGAAGACCCUUCCACACCAUGACCACCACGGACGCUGGUGAUAUCAUCAUACAGUCGGAAUACCAAGACUUCGCCUCCGUAAAAGUCGAAAAGAGCAGCAUGGAGGAGUGGUACCGCGAGGCCGUCCUCUGCCACAACGACCUUACCCCCAGCAACAUCAUCGUCAGCAGGCCACGCGAAUCUGCCUCUGCCUCUGCCUCUACCUCUCUUCACGGAGCCUCCGACUACAAGCUUUCCGCCAUCAUCGACUGGGAGCUCUCCGGAUUUUACCCCGCUUCAUAUGAACUGAGCCUCCAAGAUACCUAUCUCGGCAGGGGCUACCGCCUAAAUUCCUUCUACUCGCUCUUGAAGAGCCAGAUGAAGGAUAUUGUGCCCCGUUCACCGUCACAGGUCUCCUUGCUGCAGGCCAUGGGACUUAUUUUUGAAUCCAGCCAAAGGCGACUAGUGGAAGGCGUCAACGUCGGGGCACUGGUCCGCGAGGGAUUCAUGCAGAGACUGCAGUUGCGGAGGGAUGAGGAUCCUUACCUUGGUUGGGUACCAAAAGAUGAAGAAGCAGCGCAACUUGUACUUUCUCCUGCUGAUUAUCAGGGUCUAGAAGACGAUGCUUUUGCCAAGAUGAAAGCAGCGAGGCAGACGAAACGCUGCGAAAGUAGUUUGUUAACAUAG
Messenger RNA from Colletotrichum fioriniae, 1305 nucleotides. RefSeq lists its product as uncharacterized. Lineage: Eukaryota; Fungi; Ascomycota; Sordariomycetes; Glomerellales; Glomerellaceae. The record is from RefSeq and is a predicted model, not a curated record.